CACGCACUUUCCCUUAGCUGUGCUUUUGUGUUUUGUCAGAAUUAAUGAGAAAAGUUCCCGUGCCCUAGGGGUAAUUAGUGUCCUUGGAGUUAAAUAAGCUAAUACUUAGACACCUCUGGCACAAGCAAUUAUGUUUGUGUAUUGAAUAAUUGAUUCAAAGAGGGGGGAAGGGCUGCUAAUCAGAUCUGAGCAUAAUGAAUUGAUUUAAUUAACAGGGGAAUCCGCGGGUCUCUGGGAACUGUGCGCAUUUAUUCAGGAGCUGGAGAGAGCUCACCACAUAAAUUGGGAGAGAAAGGCAGCGAGAGUAUGCUUUUAGCUCUUGUCAAGUCUGGAAUUGGAAUUUUUGAAUACAGUUACAGUUUCGGAGCAAAUGAAAGCGGGAAAAUAUUUUACAGGAAAGAAAUCCUCACAUCCUGUUCUAUGCUUUCGAUCCUCCGAGUAUAGUAACACAUAUUUAACCAGGUAGAAUUUCGUUUUGGUUACGCUCUUUUCUUCGUGUGGAAGAUAUGCGAGCGUGCCUGUCUUGUUUUGACGCUGUAAACUGCAGUUUUAGUUUAGUCCGUGGCGGCUUAUUUUGAGAAAAGAAGCGAUAGCGAAUUGCGAAGGUGAAACGGCAAUUAUUUUCUUUUCUUGAAUGGGGCUCCGUUAUUGAGCGAUCUCGUUUCAAAGAACCAGAGGACCGUGCAAUUGAAGCUUGCAGCUGGACGACUCCGUUACUAUCGGAAAGCAAUUUCCGAAAGAAGACAAGUCAACCGGGUGGCGAAGGCUUCUGGAGCCGAAAACGGAUCGCCUGGAGCCGGACUCCCCAUUCCUCAGGACGAUGGUGUUGGAUAAGGAAGAAGAAAUGUGUCCAGUUUCAGUCUGCCACAGCCCUGCUGCUUUAAGAGCACCAAGUAUCCCGGCAGCAGGAGCGCUGAUGGCCUGUCCCAGUGGAGUUGCUCUUGGUAAUGGUACAUAUGCUCAGCUGAAAGAGGGUACAUGGCUACAUAUUGAUGAUUUUUACAGUGUGCCCAUGCUCUCUGUUCAGCCCAAGGGGAAACAGAAGGGAUGCGCCGGCUGUAAUCGCAAGAUUAAAGACCGCUACCUGCUCAAGGCCCUGGACAAAUACUGGCACGAGGACUGUCUAAAGUGUGCCUGCUGUGACUGCCGCUUGGGGGAGGUUGGCUCCACCCUCUACACAAAAGCCAAUCUCAUUCUCUGUCGCAGGGACUACCUGAGGCUCUUUGGUACGACAGGGAACUGCGCUGCCUGCAGUAAAUUGAUCCCUGCCUUUGAAAUGGUGAUGAGAGCCAGAGAUAAUGUUUACCAUUUGGACUGUUUUGCCUGUCAGCUUUGUAACCAGAGGUUUUGCGUGGGGGACAAGUUUUUCCUCAAGAACAACAUGAUUCUGUGCCAGAUGGACUAUGAGGAGGGGCAGCUGAACGGGAGCUUCGAGACACAGGUUCAAUAGCCGGAGCUGAGGGGGACGGAUGCACUGCUGCACUCAGUGAGGGGCGUCUGUCUGCUUGCCUGCAAUACUUUUUAAUCCUUGCCCAUCCCCAAGGACUCUUGUACAUGUUAUCCUUUUUUGCCCCUCCCUCCCCAACACUGAGCAGUUACACAUUUUCGAUGUACAGUUGUGCCUGCUUGGCUGAGCACCGUAUUGCCUGUAUGUUUGUGAUGUUUGUUUUUGGAUUUUGCCCCCAUCCCACCCCCUCCUUCUCCCUCCCCCUUUCUCUUUUGGGGGCGAUUUUCCUCUGGGGGUCUGUACAGUCUGUUUUUUCUGUAUAUAUGAACUGGAACAUUUAUUUUAAGAAAAUGUAAUGCAAUUUUAUUACUAGUGUGAAUUAAAGAUUCUUAAAUGUU
Molecule: messenger RNA, 1845 nt
Organism: Conger conger (European conger)
Lineage: Eukaryota; Metazoa; Chordata; Actinopteri; Anguilliformes; Congridae
Gene: lmo1
Product: LIM domain only 1
Exons: 5
Coding region: 821-1450 (209 amino acids)
Biological process (GO): positive regulation of transcription by RNA polymerase II
Cellular component (GO): nucleus
Molecular function (GO): DNA-binding transcription factor binding; transcription coactivator activity
Source: RefSeq, a predicted model, not a curated record